UUGGUAAUCUUCGUAUCGAGAGAUUCGAGGAUGGUCAUCGCAAGAGGCAGGAGUUUUCAAUCGUCCAAUAUCCAGAAAUUAAUUUCAAUCUUCUGGUACGCAUAGGUACCCAACUGUCGUACGAGGUGGCCGUCGCGGACGCACGACAUUCCGCUUUAAAUGCCGCUCAGUUAACGUCUACGCGUUUUCUUUUAACAAGAAGAAAGGGAAUAAAGUUUUUAAUCGACCGAAGAGAAGACAAAAAGAAAGAAAAAAGAAAGGAAAUCGUCUGGAUUUGGAAUAUGAAAAGGUUGCAAAGGAAAAACGGCACAAGGGAUUCUUCCGGUUCAAAGAAAAUAUCCUGGAACGUUUUUAAGAAUCAAGCUCGAGAAUUUUGUCUCGCGACAGGACUCCAUGGGUACAAGUACGUCGCACAAUCUCAACGUUCGAAAAUCGAACGAACAAUUUGGGCGAUCAUCUUGCUCGGCUCCUUGUGCUGCGCGAUCGUCCUUAUGAAGAUCGCUUGGAAUUACUAUGCUUCCCAUCCAACGCUCACGGUGAUAGAGACGACUCAUCGAGGUAUAUGGAAUUAUCCGUUUCCCGCCGUAACGAUUUGCAAUAUCAAUCGAAUAUCUCUCAAUCUGACGAGAGGCUUGGUCGACAUGUUGUCAUACCCGUCGAAUAUGUCCAAGGAGUUUCUCGUACAAGAAUUUCGACUACUUUUAGAAUUACUCGAUCCUGGUGUGUUUGAGCACGACGUCACGGAAAACCUUACUCGUCUGCAAGAUAUUAUUGACGAUAAUGGGCUAACGAUAAGGGAGGUAAUGGAAAAGGUUACAAAGAACUGCAGCGAUCUCCUAAUAUCGUGCAAGUGGAACGACGAGUCGUUUGAGUGCAACGAAUUCUUUAAUCGGAUAUUAACCAGGGACGGUAUCUGUUGCAGCUUCAAUUACAUUUCGCCGUGCGACGUCGAAAAUUCGAUCGACUCGAAGCCAAGAAAAAUACAAGCGUGUGGAUAUCAAACUGGUCUAACCGUAAAGGUGAAUCCUGAUCCAGAGGAUUAUUUUGCGACCAUUCUCGGAUCUUAUGGCGUCAAGGUCUUGGUACAUUAUCCGUACGAUUAUCCGGAUCACAACGCGAACGACAAGCUGAUCGAUUUGAACAAGCAAGCGUUCCUUAGCGUCUCGCCCGAAGAAACUUACGCGACGUUGGACGUUAAGGAUCUCGCAAUUUCAACGAGAAAUUGCGUUUUUAGCGACGAAGGAGAUAAGAUCCUAAAGGAUGAGAAGGUUUACUACAGAAGAUUAACGUCCGUAAGAUAUUCUUACAUAAAUUGCAUGGCGGAAUGCCGUGCCAAUACCAUUAGGAAUAAGUGCGAUUGCAUCCCAUAUUAUUUUCCAUCAAGCGAGGCCAGAGUCUGUAAUUUGAAGGACGUUAAAUGCCUGUCGAUAUACAGGUGUAGGUAUAAUUUAAAAAAAUCUCUCGCAGCUUGGUACGAUACGUCGUGGCCCGGACAAGGAACGGAAGAAACUAUACUCGAGGACGGAAGAAACUUGGCCGAGAUAUACGAGAGACCUUGCGGAUGUAUUCCCGAUUGCACCUUGUUUCAAUAUCCAGUAGACGUUUCCCAAGGGAUUCUCGAUACUAACAUUUCUUUCGAUGGAUUUCGUUACCUGAGGAAAACUGGGAAACACGAAGGAUCCCAAAAUCAAAGCAUAAUCCACGUCUUCUUCAGCGAUUUGAUAGCCAUUCAGUAUCGUCGAAGAGUACGUUAUAAUUGGCGUAACUUGUUCGCGUCGUUCGGCGGACUCCUGGGUUUAUUCGUUGGAUUCAGUCUAAUGUCUGGCUUCGAAUUGAUAUAUUUCUUUGUCAUUCGAAUAAUCACCGAUAGAUUCGCAAAUACCGAUCGGGAGAAUCGUAACGAAUCGUAAAAGCUUUGUCUUUCAAAUACAAAGUAAUUCGAAAUUAUCGCUUUUAAUGUAAAACCUAUGUCGAUAAUUUAAUAUAGAUUAAUAUGGAUGUAUUGCGUGUUAGUAUCAUUAAAUUAGAUUGAAGAGAAAAGAGAUAAGGAUAAUUUUGAACGUUAUUAUCUAAUUUCGCAUCAUUAAAAAGCAUACUUGCUCUCGACACGGAGGAACAGAAUACGGAUUAGCUCGUCGUAAACGUCAAUAAAUAAUAAAAUAAACGAUCAACGAAACAAAUACGAAUAUGUUUUCUUAUUAUUGUCAAUGCAUCUGCAUUAUCGACUUGGGGUAAAACUGUUGCUACGGCAAUUUUUAUCUCUCUCUGUAAAAAUACAGUACAUUAUUCGUCUCUUUCGUCAAACUCCUUGACGUCUUCCUUGACGCUGUCCCUAUAUCCUUAUUUUCCUUUAGAAAGAUAAAAAAU
Molecule: messenger RNA, 2367 nt
Organism: Vespa velutina
Lineage: Eukaryota; Metazoa; Arthropoda; Insecta; Hymenoptera; Vespidae
Product: sodium channel protein Nach-like
Exons: 11
Coding region: 282-1910 (542 amino acids)
Biological process (GO): sodium ion transmembrane transport
Cellular component (GO): membrane
Molecular function (GO): ligand-gated sodium channel activity
Source: RefSeq, a predicted model, not a curated record